This is a messenger RNA of Daktulosphaira vitifoliae (grape phylloxera), 952 nucleotides long. Its product is annotated as protein TEX261. Gene Ontology annotation, cellular component: COPII-coated ER to Golgi transport vesicle; endoplasmic reticulum membrane; Golgi membrane. Lineage: Eukaryota; Metazoa; Arthropoda; Insecta; Hemiptera; Phylloxeridae. Gene Ontology annotation, molecular function: COPII receptor activity. The transcript is spliced from 5 exons. Bases 198 to 779 code for a protein of 193 amino acids. The record is from RefSeq and is a predicted model, not a curated record. Gene Ontology annotation, biological process: endoplasmic reticulum to Golgi vesicle-mediated transport.
AUUUUAAUGAAAAUCAUUAUUUAUUUUUAAAAAUUAUUUAGUAGAGAUAUGAUUUCUAGUUAAUUUAAAUAAGCUCUUAAGAUAAUUUAUGUAUUAAAAUUAGAAAAUAUUAAAUAUAUAAUAAGUGUUUAAUUGGAUAAAGUAAUACACAACUUAGGCCAAAUAAAUACCUAUGAAAAACAAUUUUUUAUAAAGAAAUGGUUUUCAUGUUAAUAGUUACUAUUUUAGCUACUGUAACUCAAAUAGCUUUAAUAUCAGUUUUUAUUGGCGCAGGUCUUUAUUUUUUGGCUGAAUUUGUAGAAGAACACAAUACCAUAACAAAGAAACUAAUUAAAUGGACAAUCAAUAUUAUUAUACUGUGUCAUUUAGGGUUAUAUUUCUUUGAUGAUGUAUCAUUUGAUUUAAUUGCAAUUGGUUUGUUAAGCCAUGGAGUAUAUUAUUUUUGGCUCUCUGAUUUUCCAUACAUAAGUUUCACGUCAUUAUCAUUUGUGUUCUCUUUAGUAUUAUUAAUUUUUAGUCAUGGGUUAGCCUUCAAGUUCUUUGUCCAACGUCAUUCUACAUUCUUAGAAGUUUUAUCCUAUUUUACUAUUUGUAUAUGGAUGGUACCUUUUAUGUAUGUAGUUUCAUUGUCUGCUAAUGAUAAUAUAUUACCUACUACAAAUUCUGAAAAAAAGAUAGUAUCAGGAUACUUCAAUAAUCAAAAUAGAAGUUACAAAUUAAAAAAUAUAUUUAAUUAUAUUGCCGAUAUGACGACAAAAAAUGAUCAUCUUAAAUAUUAGUAUUAAGUACUGCACAGUUGUUUUUUGUGUAUUAUGAUGUAUAAUAUAAUACAUUUAUAUAUAAUAUAUGUGAUAUAUCUUAAAUGUGAUAUUUCUAUUAAAAUAUUAUAAUUAUUUUAUGUUAUAGAAUUAUUGUAAUUUUCUGAACAAAAUAAAAGACUGUCUUUGUUUGA